AUGUAUCUGCAUGUACGGUAGCGCGUCUGCUGCAGUCGCCGGUACAUGAUAUCCAACCGCAAUCACAAUAACUAAUAUCAGUCUCACCUUUCGCCGCACAAUAUACUGACCGACCCGUGGAACGCUUUUUUCGCAUUACGCAUUCUUAGUCAUUACAUUACAUCAUCCCGUUGAACUAUACCGCAAAUAACAGCCGGCAUCACGGGGAUUUGUAUUGGACCGCGAGCGGUAAUCUAAUUCCAUCCGCAGUGUUGCAGUGCCUAUUUAUUCAUCUCUCCCGGCGCGCUCGGGUCUUUUGUGCUGCGCAGCGCUCUCUCCUACCGUUAUAGCACAAGAGAACUACCGGAAAAUGCGCCGACGCCGGCAAUAUCUACCUUUUGUCCCGAGUGCACUCAACGCGGCCGGGGUAGAAGGCAAAAUCAAUACCGUGACACAAGCCGGCUGCUCGGCAGCAUCUACCUUUCCGCCUGCAACAACAGCUACUGUACCUGACUGUGUUGAUUAGACGAUCUCACGGCCAGAUUCACACCGCGUUGAAAAGGAUCACAAGCCAUGCAAAUGCUAUUUGCGUAAAUCAGCGCGGCGAAGUAUUAACUGUUAAAGGACGCUUUUUUGGAAUCUAAUCAUGCCUGCUUUACCGCACGAACCGGUGCAUCCAUAAUAAAACCAGUGUCUUCUUAUGCUGCAGAAUGCGGCAAUUGUUACAGUCUGCUUGGAAGACACUUAUAAUAUUUAAUAUAAUUUUGUUCUUCGGAUGACCGUUUAAACGAGAAAAUUAACUUCUCUCUUUGCCGAAUAAUGUGAGCGAAUUUUUAUAUAACCGUUUAAAAAAGGAAAUUUCUGUUUCUUAUUUGUGGAAUAUUGUGAGUCGCUUUAUUCUCAUGGACCUUCCACUACGCGCCGUCCCCCCAGGCUACUACCCAGCCCCCCACGUCUACAAAGCCGACCCCACCGUCAACCCCAUCCGCGAGAACCUCUUCUUCCUAUUAUGCCGGCCGUUCCUCCGUCUCAUGCGCCUGGGCGGGAUGUUCUUCAUGCCGCUAUCCUUCGUCCGCGGCGAACACAGCGCCCUCAUCAACCAAUACAUGGGGAACCGGUACGCGCGCGGCUGCUUCGAACUGCUCUCCCACUGUUACUGCGUUCUCGUCUUCGCGAUCAUGGCGCUCUUCUGUGGGAAAUCCCUCUUCACCAUCCACUACGCCAUCCAGCACAACCACAUCAACAUCAGCAACGAGAACCUCGGAGGUCUGGUGCAGGCCGUGGUCUACGGAGUGUGGAUCAUCCAGAUCCUGCUGACUCACGUCGUCUUUAUCUACGCCUGCUGGAAGGAUGAAGGGAUCGCGCAUCUGAUGGCCUUCUGGGAGCACACGCAUUUCCGGUGUUUGGACCCGAAUUGCCGGUAUCUGUACCGGAAACGCGGACUGUACCGUUCGCGGAAUAAGUUUAUGUUCUUCGGGGUUCUCAAUAUUGCCGUCCAGAUCUGUACGUUGCUCUUACCGAUGCUGGUGCCGGCGCCGAUCUAUCGGACCCUCCGCGGAAUGCUGUUCGGGGGGUAUAUGGAGGAUAACCCGCUGAUUAUCACCCUGGGGGUGCUGGGCGCCGUGUACACCGCGUUCGUGUAUAUCUUGCCGAUUUUCUUCUUUGCCAUGGUGUGCCAUUUUAUUAUCUAUGAUUACAAUCAUAUUUGCUACGAAAUAAAGAAGUUACAGACGACCAGGGAGAUUUAUCCCUGGAUGGAGUGGAUCCGGCUGAGGCAUAAUGCCGUGUGUUUGUUUGUGGAGACGGCCGACGGGGUGUUUGCGCCGUAUAUCUUGCUGACGCUGGUCUGCAACGUCUUUCAGAUUUUGAUGGGGAUUUUUGUGGUGUAUCAGGAUUCGAUGAAGGAAGAGGGAAUAGAUUUGAUGAAGGGGUUGUCGUCGCUGUACUGGAUGCUGCAGUAUCUGUUACAGCUAAUUAUUAUCCUGGGAGCGGGAACGGCGCUGAGUAAUGCUGCCCGAUCCCCGAUGGCCCAUGUUUACAAGAUCAGUCAAGAGCCAGCUGCCAUCCCUUCCUCACCGGAGCUCUUUCUGCUGCGUCUGCAGACCUUCCUCAACAAAUUGACUUGUAAGGAGAUGGGAUUCACCGCAUGGAAUCUCUUCAUUAUUAAUUACGAAGCUAUUCGAACGAUGUUUGGAACGUUUGUAACCUACGAAAUCCUCAUAUUUCUUCUGCAAAUUGACCUGAAACGAGAUGAAAGGAUGGACGAGAUACCGCUAUGCGAUUGCGGAGGCAGUGAACCCGGCCAUGCUGAAUGAUGACGUGGCGUCACUGCUGUAAUCCGUCGCAAUUAAUUAUUUUCUACGAACGCAUAAAGCAGAAAUUGUGUUACCUAUUGCUCUAAUUUCUCAGUGUCGAUAGAAAAAAAGGAAUUGAUUACAUUUUUUUCAGAAAUGAGAAAUGAAUUGCGUGAUUUGUUUUAAUUUUUAAAAUAAUUCGCUGAAUCGCUGGCGCCUGUGAUUACCCUUUU
Molecule: messenger RNA, 2506 nt
Organism: Paramacrobiotus metropolitanus
Lineage: Eukaryota; Metazoa; Tardigrada; Eutardigrada; Parachela; Macrobiotidae
Exons: 3
Coding region: 882-2294 (470 amino acids)
Biological process (GO): sensory perception of taste
Cellular component (GO): membrane
Source: RefSeq, a predicted model, not a curated record